AGGCUGUGAAAAGGCACAAUGUUUGGAAACAUUUUACAGAUCACUCUUGUAGUUUCCUGGCUGGUCCAGUGCUUUGGACAGUUAGAAACAGGAUAUAACACCAACUCAUCAGUGACAAGUGCUGGUAAAUUCCAGUGUGUUAUAAAUGUGUAUUUUACAAUCGACACAUCAGAAAGCGUAGCUUUGAAUUCUGGCAUGGGAAGUCUCAUGGAUGAACUGAAGAUCUUUGUCAGUACAUUUGUAACAAAGUUACAAGGAGUCAAAAUAAGAGGCAGCCAAGUGAAAUGGAAAUAUGGUGCUCUGCACUUCUCUGAUCACGUUGAGUCAAUCAUUGGUCUAACAGAGGAAACCUCUGCGUUUAUCACAGCAAUCAACAUGGUCAAAUACAUUGGUCGGGGCACAUAUGUUGACUGUGCUUUAAAUAAUAUGACUGAAGCCAUCCAAAGAGAGUCUGAAGGGGAUAUUAAAUUUGCUAUUGUCCUUACUGAUGGCCACAUUACAGGAAACCCAUGUGGUGGUAUCAUACAUGCAGCUGAGACAAUGCGAACUGCCAAUGUUAAAACAUUUGUUGUGGCUACAAGUCGAGACACGAUGGAAAGUGAACUUCUCACUAUAGCCAGCUCACCGGCUGAAAUUUAUCGUAAUAAUUACUUGGCAAACCCAAGUAACCAAAGGGAUAGUACUAUUAGUACGAUCAUUAAUUUAAUGGUAAAAGAAGCAGAAACAGAGUGCGGUGGAACAAUUUGUUUGGGAAAGACCGGUGCGCCAGGAUUAAAAGGCAUGAAAGGCAAUAAGGGUUUAAAAGGAAGUAUUGGCCCUGCAGGUGAUCAGGGAAUACCAGGACCUCAGGGUGAUCCAGGAAUAGAAGGUCAGAUUGGAUUCCCUGGUUCAAAGGGCUACCAAGGACAGAAAGGAGAAAGAGGUGAUUUUGGAGUGCCAGGAGUCAAGGGGGAACCCGGAUCUCCUGGAUACAACGGGAUUGCAGGAGAGAAGGGUAAACCAGGUCGAAUUGGGUCAACAGGUUGUAAAGGAAGAGUAGGAAUUCAGGGAGAAGAAGGAUCACGUGGUAAUGUUGGACUAAAAGGACUGCCAGGGGAUCCAGGAGACAAGGGUUUUCCUGGAAGGCAAGGGCUUUCUGGCGCACCGGGAAUAAAGGGAGAUGAAGGUGACAAGGGGCCUCCAGGAUACAGGGGUAAUAUCGGGCUUCCAGGAAUAAAAGGCUUGAAGGGGAAAACAGGCCCUCCAGGUGUUCUUGGUGAUCAAGGUAUUCAUGGAGAUAACGGUCUUCCUGGUCCACGUGGCCGUAUUGGAAUUAAGGGACAACAGGGAGAAUUAGGAACAGAAGGCGAAAGAGGACCACCUGGUGAAAUAGGCAAUAAAGGCAGAGCAGGAGCCCCUGGCUUUCCUGGCCCACGAGGACCCCCUGGAGAGAUUGGUCCUAUAGGAGAAGAGGGAAGCCCAGGUGAUGCUGGAAAUAUUGGAGACAGAGGAGAUACUGGACUGCCUGGAUCUCCAGGAGACAUUGGAAAACCUGGCAAUAACUAUCCUGGCUCUAGAGGUAUUCAGGGUGACAGAGGCGAUGUAGGACUUCCUGGUUUUCCAGGUGCAAGAGGAUACUUUGGAGAGAAAGGAGAGCAGGGGCCAAAAGGAUCAAAAGGAAACCCAGGUGAAUAUGGGCCUAAUGGACAACCAGGAGAGAGGGGUCCUACUGGCAUAUCGGGCUCUCCAGGUCCACCCGGAAAUCGUGGCGACCCAGGCAUCACGGAAUGCGAAAUUUUAAGCUACGUUGAAGAGAUAUGUGGAUGCUGCGACUGUUACAGGUCGUGUAAGCCAGUUGAUGUGAUAUUUGUGAUUGACAGCUCUGAAAGUGUUGGCAAAACAAACUUCAGCCUUGCAAAAAAUGUUGUAAUCAAUAUUGCUAACCGGAUCGGAAACAUGGCCAAAAACUCCUCUGAUUUUACAGGUUCUCGUUUUGGUGUUGUUCAGUAUAGCCAUCAAGGUAACAUCCAAGCAAUCAGAUUGGAUGACCCUAGUAUAACCUGCAAGGCAUCUUUCAUAAAUAAGGUGAAGUCAAUGGAGUGGCUGGCCGGCGGCACAUGGACACCUUCAGCGCUGAAAUACACCUAUGAACAAUUAAUACGCCCAAGUCAAAGGAUGGUGAGCAAAGUGGUUGCCAUCGUAAUCACAGAUGGACGUUAUGAUCCCAAGGAUAUAGACAAGUUGGAAGCGCUAUGUAAAGGUGCGGAAGUGUACGCCAUAGGAGUAGGGGACAUGUUUAACAGCAAUGCUGAGAAAAACGAUCUGGAGGCAAUAGCCUGCAAUGUACGGAGUAGGGUGAAGAAUCUAAGUGUGUAUGCUGAGCUGGCAGCAGAAGAAUUCCUGGAAACCAUUGAGGCUGUGCUUUGUCCAGAACCUGAAAUUGUUUGUCCAGACCAUAUGUGUACCCAAGCCAUCCAGCUUGGACCACUGGUAGGUCGGCCAGUGGAUAUUGUGUUCUUUGUUGAUGGUUCUGAGAGAACAGGUAAAGAGAAUUUUAUGCAAGUUCUUAGAUUUAUAAAGCAUAUAUCAGAGGAACUGAAACUAGCAACACAGGAAGAGGACAGACACGGAGCCAGAAUUGCUGUGAUUGAAUAUGGAGCUGAAAAUGAGCAAAAUGUCCUUUUGGAUUUUACAUACAACCGAACAAGCCUUCAAGAACUGCAUUCCAAAGCCGUGUACUAUGACUCGUCAUCUCAUGUUGGUUCAGCUGUACUUUAUGCUAUAAAAAACAUAGUGCAAAGACAAUAUGGAGGUGCAAGAAGUAAUGCAGAGAUUUCUUUUGUGUUCGUAACGGAUGGCAUGAGCAAUAAUAAGAAUUUUGUCCAGGCUCUGGAUUUUAUCCGCGCCAAUAACAUUGUAACGUGCGCAGUUGCGGUUGGAUCUGAUGUUAAUAACGAAAAGUUAUCUCGGCUCACUCUAGGAGACACCACAUCAGUGUUUAGGCUUAAACAAUAUGAGCAGUUAUUUGCUACCUCAUUCAUUAGAAACAUUGUGCAAUGGCUAGGAUGAGUAUUUGGUUUAAUGCGUUAUUGGUAUUUCUUUUAAAAAAUGAUAUGUCAUACAUGUAUCCUUUAACAAUACCAAUGUAUUAUGUUUUAUAUCAAGCAACAUUUUUCAGUGGGUUUCUAUUUUUUUUUUUUUUAUUGAGAUAACUGAACACCUUUGAGGCACCAUUUACGUCUUGGUACACGAACACAAUGUAAGCAGAUACGAAAGGCUGACUACACAUUGAGCGAUUUAAUACUGCCAGGCAAGCUAUGGUUUUAAUUUGCUUAUCACGAUUUUGUGCCUUUUUCUUAUUAAGUAUUAUUAUAAAAAUGACCCUCUUGGUUUCCAUGUGGGAGGUGCAAUUCUCCCACUACAUCAGGUUUUAAAUAAGUGCCCUAAUUUACAUUAUAGGAACUGUUUAAACAGUGUUAGCAGUAGAGACCCAUGUGCAGUCUGCUGAAGCAUUUCAGGCAGAUCAUAGGAAACGUGUUAAGUUAUGUUUUUACCUCUUAUAUUAAAGCUUCCAUUUAUAAUGGCAUUAUCACAGUCAUUAACUUCCAUCUUGUAUAUAUGAAAUAUGGAUAUGUUAAUACAAAAAUUCAGUGAUAAAAAUACUUCACAUGG
Molecule: messenger RNA, 3651 nt
Organism: Spea bombifrons (plains spadefoot toad)
Lineage: Eukaryota; Metazoa; Chordata; Amphibia; Anura; Pelobatidae
Product: collagen alpha-2(VI) chain-like
Exons: 28
Coding region: 19-3048 (1009 amino acids)
Source: RefSeq, a predicted model, not a curated record